This is a messenger RNA of Phaeodactylum tricornutum CCAP 1055/1, 1323 nucleotides long. RefSeq lists its product with no specific name. Lineage: Eukaryota; Bacillariophyta; Bacillariophyceae; Surirellales; Neidiaceae. Gene Ontology annotation, molecular function: calcium-dependent phospholipid binding. Gene Ontology annotation, cellular component: plasma membrane. The record is from RefSeq and is a predicted model, not a curated record. The coding region runs from base 275 to 1270 and encodes 331 amino acids. The transcript is spliced from 3 exons. Gene Ontology annotation, biological process: cellular response to calcium ion.
UCUGCAAACGGGAGGAGCCGUGCUCGUGCACAUUGAACGGUGUAACACGGAAGGAGAUACGGGGAGUCUUAGUUUUCAGUUACGCGGGGUCAAGCUCUCUAACGCACAAAGCUUGGGGCGGACCUCUUGUCCAUUUUUUGAACUCUACCGCAAAGUCGAUCGACCAACAGGGGCAACAUAUAUUUCGGUAUAUCGAUCCAAUACAAUUCGUUCGAGUCUGAGUCCGGCUUGGAAUGCGGCCGAACUGGAUCUCGAAGCCGUAUGCAACGGUGACAUGGAAAUGGCAAUGAAAGUCAUCGUUUGGGAUUUCCGUCGACAUGGAAAACACAAGAUGAUGGGGGAAUUUGAAACUACGAUACGCGGUAUGACCGGUGACAAGAGCAGCCGCUCGAAGCCGUACGUCGAUGAAAAUGUCGCGCAUCGCAAAGAUCACAAAGAAAAGGCAAUGUCGGCGCAAUCAUCGAGGAGACCAGAAUUUGUCGACUAUCUGUCGGGUGGCUGUCAAAUCAGUUUGGCCGUUGCGAUUGAUUUCACUGCUUCUAAUGGUGAUCCUAGACAACCGGGGACACCGCACUAUUUUCAUCCUCCCGAAUCGAAAGAAUGGAAUGAUUACGAAAAGGCUAUUUUCGCCGUAGGCUCAAUACUUGCCAAGUAUGAUUCCGACCAGCGAUUUCCAGUUUGGGGCUUUGGUGCCAAGUAUAACAAUGUUGUCCGACACUGCUUUCAAUGCGGUAGUGACGUGGAAGUAGAAGGAGUGCAAGGCAUUAUGGAUGCCUAUCGAGGUGUUUUUCGUACACCUUUGACCAUGAGCUAUCCAACAAUUUUUACGGAAGUCAUUCAGACUUCGGCAUCUUACGCACGUCACGAGCAGGUACAAUCAAAAUUGUCAUACACUAUCCUGCUUAUCCUCACGUCGGGAAAUGUCGAAAACAUGAAGGAAACUAAGAAACACUUAAUCGAAGCCAGCGGGGAGCCCAUGUCAGUGGUAAUUGUUGGUAUUGGCGACGCAGACUUUUCUGGGAUGGAAUUUUUGGAUGAACAUGAUCCCGAUCGAGAUGGUGGACGUGACAUAACCAAGUUCGUACAAUUUAGUGAUUAUAAAUCAUUCAAUGCGUUGACAGAAGCUGUACUCGACGAGAUUCCGGAGCAACUGGUUACCUACUUCUACGAUCGAAAGAUUUUGCCGGGCAAACUGGAGGAUUAUGACGAAAACGAUUUGGAGGUCGAGUCUGCAGACGACGACGAGAGAACGUUUACUUUUUUGGGAUAGUGCUCUCCAUCUCUUGAUAGCUAUGUGUGCAGCUUUAAUGUGUCUCCUGCUUG